This is a messenger RNA of Cuculus canorus (common cuckoo), 3470 nucleotides long. It is a transcript of the gene VEZT, whose product is annotated as vezatin, adherens junctions transmembrane protein. NCBI's taxonomy places the organism in Eukaryota, Metazoa, Chordata, Aves, Cuculiformes, Cuculidae. The transcript is spliced from 12 exons. Gene Ontology annotation, cellular component: plasma membrane. The record is from RefSeq and is a predicted model, not a curated record. Gene Ontology annotation, biological process: cell-cell adhesion. Gene Ontology annotation, molecular function: myosin binding. The coding region runs from base 157 to 2571 and encodes 804 amino acids.
CCCACCCGGGUCUCCCGGUAGUGGGCGUUCGCGGUGCCUUCUGGGAACUGUAGUUCCGGGGCGGUAGAGAGGCCGGGCCGGGCGGGGAGGGGCCGCCGGCGGCGCGGCGGACUCCGUUUCCCAGAGUGCCCGCAGGGGGUGGCAUGGCGGACAAGGAUGACACCGGAGUUUGACGAAGAAGUGGUGUUUGAGAAUUCCCCGCUCUACCAGUAUCUGCAAGACUUGGGACAGACAGAUUUUGAAGUAUGCUCCUCUGUGUCGCAGAAGGCAGAGCAAUGUGCAGCAGCAGAAAGCCAAAAAGAGCGGACUGUGCAUGCUCCCCAGAAACAAAGCACCCUGUCAAAACUAGUUGAAUUCUUUAGAAGUUGGUUUCCUUUUCCGCAAUAUAAGAAAAACGAUGACAUACUUCACCGACUGGAUGUUGGAUUUCGGUUUGACACGCUCCGUACCAUCCUGCAACAGGAAGUUCUGCUGCAGGAGGAUGUGGAACUGAUUGAGUUCCUUGACCCCAGUAUCCUGUCUGCAGGGCAGUGUAAGCAACAGGAAAAUGGACAGCUUCCAACGCUACGCUCCCUAGCAACUCCUAAUAUUUGGGAUCUCUCGCUGCUGCUUGCCUUUGUAAGUGCGCUGUUUAUACUUCCUUCGUGGAAGGAAUCAUCGUGGCUGCUGUGGGGACUUGUUCUGCUUGUCUAUGCAGUCUUUCGAGUGUGGGGCACAUGGAGGACAGCCAAGCUGCAAAUGUCUCUGCGAAAAUACUGUAUCCAGCUGGAAGAAACAGUGGCAAAUAGCCGAGCUUUUACUAAUCUCGUGAGGAAAGCUCUACGACUCAUUCAAGAGACUGAAGUAAUUUCCAGAGGAUUUACCCUUUUGCUUGACAGGGUCAGUGCCGCUUGCCCAUUUAAUAAAGCUGGACAACAUCCUAGUCAGCAUCUCAUUGGUCUCCGGAAAGCUGUGUAUCGAUCUGUCAGAGCCAACUUUCGAGCUUCAAGACUGGCUACUCUAUACAUGCUGAAAAACUACCCUCUAAACUCAGAGAGUGACAACGUGACCAGCUACAUCUGUGUAGUCCCCUUUAAGGAGCUGGGUCUGGGACUGAGUGAAGAGCAGGUCUCUGAAGAAGAGGCACAUAACCUAACUGAUGGCUUCAGCUUGCCUGCGCUCAAGGUCCUCUUUCAGCUCUGGGUAGGGCAAAGUUCAGAAUUCUUCAGGAGGCUGGUGCUGCUCCUCUCCCCAGCGAACGCAUCCCCCAAGACCUUGGUCUCCCCCGAACGGCUGCCUCAUCAUAUCUUGUCUGAUGUGACUCAGGGCCUACCUCACACACACGCUGCCUGCUUAGAGGAGCUUAAGCGAAGCUAUGAGUUUUAUCGGUACUUUGAAACUCAGCAUCAGUCAGGUUUUGAACGGUCAACCAGAACAAAGCAGAAUUCAAGAGAGCUGAACAGUCUUCAGACAGCGGUACGCAGCUUGCAACUUCAUCUCAAGGCACUGCUCAAUGAGGUAAUAAUUCUUGAGGAUGAACUUGAGAAACUUGUUAGCACUAAGGAGACACCUGAGUUAACAACAGAAGCCCAUCAGGUUCUGGAACAAAAACUAAAGUUUAUCCAGCCUCAUAUCCAGGCAAGCAACAGCUGCUGGGAAGAAGCCAUUUCUCAGGUGGAAAAAAUGAGUGGGAGGAACCCAGAUAAAAAAGGCAAACUUGAAGUUUCCCGUGACAACCUGCAGCGUACUGCAGUACCUUUAACACAACCUGCCAUAUACAUAGAAAACAAAGAUCCAAUCCCUGAAGAGCAGGAAUUGGAAGCAUAUGUUGAUUAUUCAGAUACAGAGAAUGAUUACAAAAGGGAAGAUUUUUACUGCUUUUCCCAGGAAGAAAGAGAGAGACAAGAACGAGAGAGACAGGAAUCUAAAAGGGUGUUACAAGAACUGAAAUCUGUACUGGGAUUUAAAGCUUCAGAAAUAGAAAGACAGAAAUGGAAACAGCUGCUAUUCAGUGACCAUGCUGCAGUGAAACCCUUGUCUCCUGUAGAACCACUGAAGCUACUAAAUAAUUUGGAAUCACAUAUGAAUUCAGAUACAGAAAAGCAGGACUGCAGCCAAAGUUAUGAUAAAUCUGAAGAGAGAGACUCUACUCCAAAAGUGAAUGCUGCUGAUAAAAGCAGGACAAAGUAUUUGUAUGAAGAUCCUGAGAUGGAAACAAACAAAGACAAUACUACUGAUGAAGGUAUUUCUACAGGGGCUGAAGAAAGAAUGUGUUAUCAGCAUGGAGGAGAAGUGGAAGAACUCGAGCCAAGCAAUACGGAUGGAGUAGAGGUUUUGCAGUCUCCUUCCAAGGAUGCAUUGCAUUCAAAAAUCAAGCAUAGGCUGGCCCAGCUCCGCAUAUCAACUGAUUUAAACUUCACAUCUGGUCUGGCCGCACAAGUUGCUGCCAGGUCUUUCACUUUUACCACAAUGCAAGAAGAGACUUUUGGAGAUGAGGAGGAGGAGGAGGAAGAGAACACAGAGGAGUGUGAAGACCUUGUGGAGGACUGUAAGAAUGAAGAUAGAGAUCCUGAAAGUGAAGGAAAAGCUUAAAUCUGAGCUGAACUUUGUUAAAGCAACAGCAGGCAAUUUGAUGGCAAAAAAUGAGGUAGGGGGUUGAAGAUGAAAAUACUGGAUGGGGUAAAAAAAAAAAGAGACCUAGAUAUAAUUCAUCUUGUUCCCUAAGUCUGACACACUGAAUAGAACUUCUAAGUAUAUUGAAAAUCUGCGGGUAAGAGAAGUUUAGUCUGCAUCCAAGAAAUAGUUGGCUGUUGCCUUUUUAAGAUUCUAGCGGUGGGUUUUGAGAUUCACCUUUGUGCUUUCUGUUUUAUUUAUUUGUAUUAUAAAUGUAUUGUGUUGGGGGUUUUUUUCUAAAAAUAAGGAAAAACUAUGUCCUGAAUUACAACAGACUCCAGUUUUUGCUUUUUGAUUCUGUUGUUGUGGUAUCAAUGUUUGUUCCAACAAAAAAAAAAAGCCAGAAUAUUUCUUUUGGAAGAACCUGAACUGUUCCCUGUGAUCUUCCCCCACUGCUUUCAUUUCACUUCUUGUGUCUGCAGUGUGUUGGCAAAGCCGCUGUAGGCAUUUGUGAGUCGUGACUGGUGAUGUGGCUCCCAGCUACAACGUAGAAUUUUAAAUAAAAACUUGAAAGAGCUAGAAUUUGAUGUGUCCUGGGGCUGAAAUAGUAUAAAGUUAGUUAUGCUUCAUAUUAAGGUUUAUUUAGCAUUUUUAUGAAGGGUUAAUAAAUGAUUUCUAGAUGUUGUAAUUCACGUUAGAGAAAUGUGUAGCAUACGUUAGGAAGGGUUAUAAGCGCAUCAGUAGAAAAUACUAUAGACAGCUAGAAGCUCUCUGUUGGACUGAGAAUAGAUGAGAAGUAAAUACCUAUUUAUUAAAGCAGCUAUUAAUUAUUUGUUAACCUUUUGUAAAUUGAACCUUAAUAGAUUUGUUUGAUUUGA